AUGUCGUCGCUAAAAGAGCAGCUAGCGCAAGUGGCUGCGAGCAACGCUACGGUUGCGUUAGACCGAAAGAGAAGACAGAAGUUGCACUCGGCUUCGUUGAUCUACAACCCCAAGACGGCUGCGACCCAGGAUUAUGAUUUUAUCUUUGAUAACGCCACCAGCGCUCUGGAGGAACUGGUUGAGAUCGAUGUGCGCUUCAAGGUCUUCAGCCGUUCCUUGUUCAGUGCGUCGUCGGUGAACAUCGACAGAAACACGCAGACCAAGGAGCAAGUACGGACUCUAGACCAAGCGGUAAAUGCGUAUCUGAUGCUUGCGUCUGCAUGGUGGCAUCUGACCCCUACAUUGCAUGCGACCGAGUGGCUGGUGCGACGCUUCCAGAUCCACGUGCACAACGCGGAGAUGCUGCUACUGUCGACCCUCAACUACUACCAGUCGCCGGUAUUCAAGCGCAUUUUGAAUAUUGUGAAGCUUCCCCCUCUUUUCAGUUCGCUCGCAAACUUUGCAAAGGCCGAGAGCGUUCCGUCCAACCUCACAAUCGUGAAGCUGUUUAAUGACAUGGACUUUCUGACGCUUUACACGAGCUACGUGGGCAAAGUGGUGAAGCAGAAGGUCACUUACACCAACCAACUGCUUUUUAAUUCAUGUGCGUUCAUUAACCUAGUUGCAUUUAACUCGAAUAGCGAAGAGAAGCUAGAGCGUUUGGUUCCGAUUCUGUUAGAAGUCUGCGCAAAGCUUCUGGCCUCGCCUUCUGAUGAUUGUCAGAUGGCGGCACAUACUGUGUUGGUUGUUCUAGUCACGGCCUUGCCAUUGAAAAAGCAGAUACUGCUAGCAGCUACUGAAACCAUAUUGGCCAACCUCGCCGAUAGCGCUUCCACCAAGCGUUGUGCAUUUGUCACUGUGUGCAAGCUCUUCCAGACUCUGAAGGGCCAUGGUAACGUAGACCAACUGCCAGCUAAUAUCUACACUCUUUUUGAUUCGAAGAUAUCGAACGACUGCCUAAUUGACUUUCUCUCCAAGAAGGAGACACCAGCAGAUAAGUUUGUCACAUCAUAUGUUCGUUCUAUUGCAAGGUAUGACCAUGGCAAGCUAAAUUCUAUUGUCUCCAUUCUCAAGCAGGUAAAGCUCGAGAAGUUUGAGGUCAGACUAAUCAUAACAGACUUGAUCCACUUGUCUGAGCUACUGGAGGAUAAAUCGCAAUUGAUCCAACUUUUUGAGUUCUUUAUUUCUAUUGAUGAAGACAUGGUUUUAAGGUGCCUACAUUCGCUCAACCUGACUGGGGAAUUAUUCGAAAUCAGGCUAACUACGUCAUUGUUCUCUGCUGAAAGAAUUGAGCCGGUGAACGGGGAAGACGUGGUUAAAGGACUAGAAGCUUCGAAGGUUGCCGGUUUGGCUGGGGGAGCUCAGCCGUUCACGGAGUUUUUGAAUAAGAACUCCGCGUACAUAUGUACUAAGAACAUUUCGCUACUGGUAGAGGAUGAUGAACAAGCUUCGAAAUUACUAUCUCUUUUCGUGGAAUCGGUUGGCAAAAAGUACCAACCAGGGCUCUUCCUAUCAUCAUUUUUUACAACUUUAGAGAGCAGAAUCACCUUCCUGCUGAGAAUUAUUGUAUCCCCAGGCGCUCCAGUUGCCUUAAGGCUGAUCUCCGUCUCCAACCUAUCGAAGCUAAUACAUACUAUUGGCAAUGACACCAAUGUUUUCACGCUGGUUCCCGUUCUGAUUGUAGCACUUACGGACAUAUCGAAGAACGUUAGAGCGGCGGUCAAGAAGGUUUUACAUCAGAUUUCCAAGAGACCUUUCACUAAACGUUACUUUUUGAAUGAUAAGAUAUACGGUGAAGGCCAAAGUGUACCCAUGUUGAACCCCAAAGAGAGUGAGAGUUGGUUAAAGACUUUCUUGGAUGGUUAUCUCGUUGAGAACUAUGACAUAUCUCAGUUACUAAUACCAAAAAAGAAUGAGAAAAUGUACUUACUAUUCUGGGCUAAUCAAGCUCUUUACAUGCCGUUGCCACAGCCUAAACUAGUAUUGAUGCGUUUCCUAGCCAGGCACGAGUCUUUUUCCUCAACCUAUUCUCAACUCUGGGAGAACUUCCUAUCAUCAUAUUUGGAACAACGUCCUCAAUGGGAGCUUAAGUGCUCCAAGAAUAAGACCAACUUCUGUGAAUUUGAAUCUGUAUUGGUUUUAUUGCUAUCAAAGAAAGAAAAGAACCCAGCGGCAAUAGAAUUCCUUCUCGGCGCGCUUAAAUCACCGUUCGAGCAACUCGCCUCCAUCAUGGCCAAAAGACUCAUUGAAAUAUACCCUACACUAAAGCAACCUGUUCAAUGUCAGAUUGUUCAAGAUAUCAUUGAGUCGACAGCAUCUGCUGAUUUAUCAUACGAUUCGAUUGAGACUUUACAAUCCUUGGCGUUGAGUGCAGACGUUGUGGUCUCCGUAAUCAAACAAAAUAUGAUUAACGUUGAUGAGACUUCUAAUAUCAUAAAGAAAAGAAGAAGACGCUCUUCAGCAAGUAACAAGGCGGCCUUGCAAAAGGAGGAAGUCUCUCGAAUUGCGGAAAUCCACUUGAGGAAACUAACUAUCCUCUUGGAGGCAUUGGACAAGAUCAAGGUCCAAGGCAGCGAAGCCUUGCUAACCUCGCUUUUCGAUAUUCUUGCUGACUUGGAUACUCUGGACAACGACGGCGGUCUACCAGUGUUGUACGCUCAAGAAACCUUGGCAUCAUGUAUGCUUCAUACCAUUGACUCCUUGCGCGCUACAGGGGCCACUCCAAAACUACGAUCCGUGAGAACUGAUAUCCUGGUCGCUGCUAUUAGAGCAUCAUCAUCCCCACAAGUGCAGAACAAACUGUUAUUGGUAAUUAGCGCGUUGGCGCUGCUGAAUCCCGAAUUGGUGUUGCAUUCAAUAAUGCCCAUCUUCACAUUUAUGGGUGCUCAUUCGCUACGCCAAGAUGACGAGUUCUCUACGAUGGUUGUCGAAAAGACAGUGAAGACAGUUGUUCCUGCCUUGUUGGAAUCCGGGUCAUCCAGUAUGACUGACGAAAUUGAGUUCCUAUUGAUGAGCUUUUCUACCGCCUUCUCACAUGUGCCCAAGCAUAGACGGGUAAGGUUGUUUACCACUUUGAUUAAGACACUGCAACCUUCCUCUUCAAUUGCUCCAUUUUUGUUCUUGUUGUCCCAGCAGUUUUCCGCCAAAGUGGAAAACUUUGAAAUCGCAGAGUCUAAGUCCAUCUUGGAGUUCUCCAGAAGCUUCAUGUCCAAAUUUGCUGUCUUAGAUCAGCUCACCGGCAUUGCUGGACUUUUUGAACUAGUGAAACUCCUAUCGGAACCUGAUUUGAAAGACAAGACCUCCCCUCGGACCCUUCUAAGCAACGGUAUCUUGAAUUAUACACCAUCAGAAAUGUUCAACUAUAAAAGGAACACAUUUGAUUUCAUGGACAAGAUACUUGCUGAGGAUAACCAAGGUGGCAAUAAGGGUGAGAAUAACUUGAAACUGAAGCUUCUUUCGGCUUUAUUGGAUCCACAGACAGAGGAGCAAGUCAAGUCGGAUGUGAAAGAUCAAUUCGCCAAAGUUCUGCAACACAACCUUGUCUUUAUUAAUAAUGUCGAAGAACUGUGCAGCACGCAAGAUUUAACUGAGCAAGGGAAGUCAGAUGGCGAUGAGUCUGGCUCCGAACCGGACAAUGAUAAUCCAGUAGCGGAUAUGACGGAGAUCCUGUUCAGUUUACUCGGUCAUAUCCUUGACCUCCUCCCUAUAUCGACAUUUGUUGAAUCUAUAUUGCCAUUGCUUGGCAAGGACACCGAGGAUAUCAUUAGAAAACAUCUCACUCUGGUUAUUGGGACCAAGUUCGAAAGUGAGCCAAACUCAUCCGCCACUUAUGCCAACAUGACUGCGUCCUCGUUACUUGCUAUUGUAACGGAUGAAGCAGAGGCACCGGGCGUUGUGCAGGCAGCAUUGAAUACUACCUCCACCCUGGUGAGUAAGUUUGGUGAUAGGCUGGACGCUAGUACCCUGACUGAAUGCCUGAAGAUCGGAGUCCAAAAAUUGAAUUCUUCGAGCACCGAUAUUGUGGUUUCUGCUCUCGCUGUGCUAACAAACACCGUCCAUGUCCUGGGUGUCAAGUCCAUCGGCUUCUACGCCAAAAUUGUUCCAAGGGCCCUCGCUAUCUUUGACUCUGUGCAGGAUACCAAAUCCGACCUGAGGAAGGAAGUCCAGUUAUCUGUGGUAUUACUCUUUGCGGCUAUGAUGAAGCGCAUUCCAUCGUUCUUGCAGUCUAACCUCAAAGAUGUCAUGCGCGCGAUCUUCUUUGCGGAUGAAGUCCAGAACUCCAUUAGUUUGUACGUGAUUUCCCUUCUAGUGCAGCAGCUAGACUUGAAAGAGGUCCUGAAAACGCUCUAUAGGAUAUGGACUACUGAUAUCAGCAAAACAGGUAAUUCGGUAGCAGUGUCACUCUUCCUGACCACGUUGGAGUCCACCGUCGAGGCCAUUGACAAAAAGUCCGCGACUUCUCAGUCGCCAACCUUCUUCAAGCUGCUAUUGGCCAUGUUUGAGUAUCGGUCCGUCAGCACUUUCGAUAAUAACACCAUCAGUCGUAUUGAGGCUUCAGUCCACCAGAUUGCAAACAUAUAUGUGUUGAAGCUCAAUGACAAGAUCUUCCGUCCGUUGUUUGCACUCACGGUGCGCUGGGCAUUCGACGGAGAGAGUGUCUCGAACCUCCAGAUAACCAAGGUCGAGCGCCUCACUGCCUUCUUCAAGUUCUUCAACAAGCUACAGGAGAGUCUGAAGUCCAUCAUCACCUCCUACUUCACCUAUCUACUAGAGCCUACCAACGCCCUGCUCAACGACUUCCAUUCCGGUGCGGUCUCGGACACAAACCUACGCCGCCUCACGCUCACCGCGCUCACCGCAUCCUUCAAGUACGACCGCGACGAGUACUGGAAGUCCACUGCCCGCUUCGAGCUCCUUGCCGAAAGCCUCGUCAACCAGCUGGCCAACAUAGAGGAUUCGAUCGGCAAGUACCUGGUAAAGGCAAUCGCAGCGCUGGCUUCCAACAAUGCAGGUGUCGAUGAGCACAGCAAGCUGCUGCAUCGCGCCCUAGUCGAGCACAUGAAGGCCUCCUGUGCCACUUCGCAGAAGCUGUGGGCUGUUAAAGCCACGAAGCUGAUAUAUGCAAAGGUUGGUGAGCAUUGGCUGGUUCUACUGCCGCAAUUGGUCCCAGUCAUUGCAGAAUUACUGGAAGACGACGACGAGGAAGUCGAACAAGAGGUCAGAACAGGCCUAGUAAAGGUCGUGGAAACCGUCCUUGGCGAGCCGUUCGAUAGAUAUUUGACAUGA
Molecule: messenger RNA, 5325 nt
Organism: Eremothecium gossypii ATCC 10895
Lineage: Eukaryota; Fungi; Ascomycota; Saccharomycetes; Saccharomycetales; Saccharomycetaceae
Gene: UTP10
Product: snoRNA-binding rRNA-processing protein UTP10
Exons: 1
Coding region: 1-5325 (1774 amino acids)
Biological process (GO): maturation of SSU-rRNA from tricistronic rRNA transcript (SSU-rRNA, 5.8S rRNA, LSU-rRNA); positive regulation of transcription by RNA polymerase I
Cellular component (GO): 90S preribosome; small-subunit processome; t-UTP complex
Molecular function (GO): snoRNA binding
Source: RefSeq, marked provisional